AAAGGAAGGGCAGAAGCACAACUCCGGUGGCCCGAUCCCGGUGUUCGACUCAACUCAAGCCUUCGCUCUGACACCCCGACUCCCCUAAACCCAUCCUGUGCCCGCCGUCGCCGCAGCCUUCGUCCUCCUCCCCAUCCCCGCAUCCGAAUCACGCACGCCACCCCAGCCAUGGCCACCUCCAGCGACGGCGGGGGCGACCAGCGGCGCCUCCUCUCCAUCCCCAAGGAAGGCGAGCGCAUCAUCGCGCCCACGCGCCGCCCCGACGGCACGCUCCGCAAGGCCAUCCGCAUCCGCGCCGGCUACGUGCCCCAGGAGGAGGUCGCCAUCUACCAGUCCAAGGGCGCCCUAAUGAGGAAGUCAGGGCCCGACGUGCCGCCGGGGUACGACCCGGCACUAGUGGCCGAUGCCAAACCCAAGACGAAGGCGGCCAAGCGGAACGAGCGAAGGAAGGAGAAACGGCAGCAGCAGGCCAGUUCGGCAAAUGAUAAAGGAAAGAGUACGGAUAUAGAGGAAACUGAUGCUGGAGAAACUGACAAGGCUCUUUCUUCCAAAGCGGAUAAGCAGAAGGAUUCAGUGGAAAGUGUAACAAAGCAGAUAAGUAGCAUUGCUAUUUCUGAGUCACAUGCAACGCCGUCCACAAAUAGUACAAACAAUUCACAACCGGAAUCAUCUGCUCCAGAUAUAGAUAAGAAAAUUCGUGCACUGAAGAAGAAGAUACGGUUAGCUGAAGCACAACUACAAGGUGACCCUGAAAAAUUGAAAUCUGACACGCUGGAAAAGAUGAAAAAGAUUGAUGGAUGGCGUAUGGAGCUGAAGCUUUUGGAGGACAAGAGAGCACCUGAGGCCUAGACAAAAUCGACUUCGGCUCUGAUGUAGAGUAGAGCCAUCGCGACCACACCAGGGUGCUGAUCCAAAUUCCAAGGUGCACUGAAUUACCAUAGGCUUCUCCAUUACCUGUGUUGGUUACUGGAAAAGAAGUCUGGUAGAUGUGGGUUUGCGCAGAAGGAUGGAGGUGUUUUCACCGCACAUUUGUUAUCUCAUGUUCACCAAGUUUCAAGAUUUGUACCGCAAGACCCAUUUGUCAGAAAGACCACACAGUGAGAUAAUUCAACCGAUUAUUGUGACAGUGUGGUUUAACUUCAGUAUACUAUGCUAAUUCUGGGAAUCUCU
Molecule: messenger RNA, 1170 nt
Organism: Sorghum bicolor (sorghum)
Lineage: Eukaryota; Viridiplantae; Streptophyta; Magnoliopsida; Poales; Poaceae
Product: partner of Y14 and mago
Exons: 4
Coding region: 169-849 (226 amino acids)
Biological process (GO): exon-exon junction complex disassembly
Cellular component (GO): exon-exon junction complex; cytoplasm
Molecular function (GO): RNA binding
Source: RefSeq, a predicted model, not a curated record